This is a messenger RNA of Selaginella moellendorffii, 2865 nucleotides long. Its product is annotated as pentatricopeptide repeat-containing protein At1g09410, mitochondrial-like. Lineage: Eukaryota; Viridiplantae; Streptophyta; Lycopodiopsida; Selaginellales; Selaginellaceae. Gene Ontology annotation, molecular function: RNA binding; protein binding. The coding region runs from base 1 to 2865 and encodes 954 amino acids. Gene Ontology annotation, biological process: RNA modification. The transcript has 3 exons. The record is from RefSeq and is a predicted model, not a curated record.
AUGUGUAGGAGGAAUCCAUGGCCCGAGAACAAGGGCUUGAGGAAGGGGCUGGCUCGCGAGCACAGCGCCCUCAUCCUCUUGAGGAUCCGGCUAGAGAAGAGAGGAGGAAUCGCCACAUUGAAUCGCUUGACUCGCAAAUUCCGCCUGCUCACUCUGAUGUGUUGGUACGAAGAGCGCGAGAUUCUCCUCUGCUGCUGCCGCUGGCUGCUACCGGCGCUGCCCGGGAAAACGCGAGCCCAAAUCUUCCUCGUCACCGGCAUAAUUGCCGCUGCUGAGCUGCUGCUGCUGCUGCUGCUGCUGCUGCUACCACUUGCGGAAUUGAAUGGUGGUGAAAUACUUUAUUUCUCCCGGGCCUUCACGCGGCUUGCACCGAUUUUAAGAGGUGGUGGUCGACCCGGAAUCAAUGAUCUUCCACCACCGCGGAUCAACGCCAUGUCCUUUUCACAGCUACCAAGCAUUGACUCCAGGAGCCUGCCUUUUAGAACUCGCAGGCUCCUUGCCGGAGAAUCGCGGCCGGAUGGUGUCGAGCAUGGCGACGAUCAGCUGGAGAGCUUCAUCCGGGUGGUGAGAUCCUGCACCAGUUCCAAGAACCUGGAUGAGGGCCGACGGAUCCAUCUGAGGAUAGCGAGGAGCGAGCACAGGAGUAACAGGUACCUUGCGAAUUUGCUGAUCGAGAUGUAUGGCAAGUGUGGCCGCAUUGCCGACGCUGCCAAGAUGAAAGAGCUGUUUGAUCGGAUGCCCGAGAGGGAUGAGGUUGCCUGGAACGCCAUCGUCUCGGCCUACGCUCAAAACGACGACCUGGAGAAGGCAAAGGAGAUGUAUGAGAUGAUGCCAAGAGCAACGGUAGUGGCCACGAAUACCUUGAUCGUGGCCAAUGCAAGGAAUGGCGAUCUCGCGGAGGCCGAUCGACUAUUCCAGGGACUGGGCCGGAAGAAGAACAUCGUUUCUUGGACUGCGAUGAUCACGGCCUAUGCUCAGGCAGGCCUGGCGCUCAAGGCCAAGGCGAUUUUUGACUCCAUGGAUGCCCGAUGCAAGGAUUCCCUGGCCUGGAACGCGAUGAUCCAGGCGUACUCCCAGACCGGCCAUUUCCAAGAAGCGAUGGAGCUGCUGGAGAGAAUGCCGCACAAGGAUGCCGCUUCUAGCACGAUCCUCAUCGCGGCACUCGCGCAGCAGGGAUUCUUGAAAGAGGCCAUGGAUCUGUUCGAAAGAAUGCCGGAUCCCAAGAAUAUGGUUGCCGCCACGGCCUUGCUCCGCGCAUCUGACCUGGGGCAUGCGGAGCUGAUCUACCACAGCAUGCCGGAGCGCGAUCUCGUUGCCGAGAACGCGAUGCUCCAAUCUUACUGCGAGAAUGGCUGCCUGGAGGAUGCCAAGAACUUCUUCCACCAAAUGCCGGAGCGAAAUAUCUUCUCCUGGAGCUCCAUCGUCUCUGCGCUCGCCCUAAACGGCCAUCUCCAAGAAUCCACUCGCUUGCUAAAGAAAAUGCCCGAGAUGAGCCUCGUGGCGUGUACGGCGUUGAUCACUGCGUACGGCCAAUCCGGUGACAUGGACGCCGCGUGGCGGAUAUUCGACGAGAUGCCCUGCCACAGCGUGGUGUCAUGGACGGCCCUGGUCGCGGCCUGCGGAAGGAACGGUCAUUUGGAGGAAUCAAAGCGAAUCUUCGACGCAAUGCCGUACCGCAACCUAGUGACGUGGAACGCCAUCGUGGCAGCGUACGGACAGAAUAUGCUUAUAGACGCCGCGAAAGCCUCUUUCGAUGCGAUGCCGGAGUGGAACAUUCCGUCGUGCGUCACGCUGCUGGCGGCAUAUUCUGACAGGGGGAAUCUGGAAGAUGCUACGCGGACAUUCUCUUCCAUGCCCGAGGUGAACGCCAUGGCGUCUACCGCGAUGCUCUCCGCGCUCGCGGCAAAUGGCCGGCUGGACGAGGCGAAGGAUAUCUUCGAGAGCAUUCCAAUCCGGGGACUCGCGACCUGGAACGCGAUGAUCACUGGAUUCGUCCAGGCUGGGGAUCUCGCCAGCGCGCGAUCUCUGUUCGAUCGAAUGCCCGAGAGGGAUCUCAUAUCCUGGAGCGUUAUGAUCGCAGGCUACACCGAGAGUGGGGGUACACACGCGGAAGCCGUGAGCCUGUUCGAUUCGAUGCCCGUCCGCGACACAAUCUCUGGUAACGCGCUCAUCGUUGGCUACGCUUCGCAAGGGGAUUUGGAGUCCGCCACCGCGAUCUUCAACCGGAUGCCGCAGCACAGCGCGAUCUCCUGGGCAACGCUGAUCAAAUCUUAUGCCCAGGCCGGGCAUCUGGAUCUCGCCGACGCAAUGCUGCGCGAAAUCCCCUACCCUAAUCUCUUCGUCUGGAACGCAGUGAUCGUGACAUAUGCCCAAUGUAUGAAGCUCGACAGGGUAAAGCAGGUGUUCGAUUCCAUGGACGAGCGCAAUGCAGUGACGUGGAAUACCACGCUAGCAGCACAUGCCCACAAUGGGCAUAUUCUCCAAGCCGAGGCUCUCUUUAAAACCAUGCCAGAUCCAACGUCGGUGUCUUACAACGCAAUGCUUAGCGGCUAUUCGCAGUUUGGAGAAUGGAGAGACGUAGCAUUGACGCUGGCAGCUAUGAGCUUAUGUGGUUUCCAACCGGACGAGGUAGCUCUCACGAGUAUUCUUUCAUCUUGCAGCCACGAAGGCUCUAUCGACAAGAGCCGCGAGUAUUUCUCGUCUGCGGUGGUGGACUAUGGCCUAGAUUAUCUCCCCGAGCAUUUCUUCGCGAUGGUGGAUGUCUUUGGGCGUGCUAGUCAGGCUAGGAUGGCUCGAGAGCUUAGCAGCUGCUUGACUCACAAGGAACCUGUGAGAAACAUUUCCUGGAGCAUGCUAAACUUGUGA